CGAUAUGACGUCAUUCUACCAGUCACCUGACGAGAGGAGUAGCCUGUGCCUGUCUCCACAGUUUGGUGAUUGUUGUGGAUUCAGUGUUUGAUAUUGUGGCUGGUUUUGUGAGAAGAAUAUUAGCACAGAGUACUGUAAAUAUGGGGAACUUAUUUCGGAGCGAAGAAAUGACAUUAUGCCAGCUGUUCUUACAGAGUGAAGCUGCAUAUGCAUGUGUAUCAGAAUUAGGGGAACUUGGGCUUGUACAAUUUCGAGAUCUGAAUCCUGAUGUGAACGCUUUCCAACGGAAAUUUGUAAAUGAAGUCCGUCGGUGUGAUGAGAUGGAACGCAAGCUCCGUUAUUUGGAGAAAGAAAUCAAGAAAGAUGGGAUACCGAUGCUGGACACGGGUGAAAAUCCUGAAGCACCUCAACCUCGUGAGAUGAUAGAUCUCGAGGCUACCUUUGAAAAAUUGGAGAAUGAGUUGCGUGAAGUGAAUCAGAAUGCUGAAGCCCUGAAAAGAAACUUCUUGGAGUUAACAGAGUUGAAACACAUUCUGAGAAAGACUCAAGUUUUCUUUGACGAGGCUGAAUAUGGCUGCUACCCGACAUACUACUCCUCCUCGCAGAUGGCGGAUCCCAGCCGAGAGGAGGAACAGGUGACUCUUCUAGGAGAGGAGGGGCUAAGAGCAGGUGGACAGGCCCUGAAACUGGGGUUUGUAGCAGGUGUGAUCUUGAGGGAAAGAAUUCCUGCAUUCGAACGCAUGCUGUGGCGAGCCUGUCGUGGCAAUGUAUUUCUGCGUCAGGCAGAGAUUGAAACUCCUCUUGAAGAUCCUUCUAGUGGGGAUAACGUCUUCAAGUCCGUAUUCAUCAUAUUCUUCCAAGGAGAUCAACUCAAGACUCGGGUAAAGAAAAUCUGUGAAGGUUUUCGAGCCACCCUUUAUCCCUGUCCGGAAGCCCCAGCUGAUCGCAGAGAGAUGGCCAUGGGUGUCAUGACACGUCUGGAGGAUUUGAACACUGUUCUGGGUCAAACUCAGGACCAUCGACAUCGAGUCCUGGUUGCUGCUGCAAAAAACAUCAAGAACUGGUUUGUGAAGGUGCGCAAGAUCAAAGCCAUUUAUCACACGCUGAACCUGUUCAACCUAGAUGUGACCCAGAAGUGUCUGAUUGCGGAAUGUUGGGUGCCUGUUCUGGACUUGGAGACCAUUCAGCUUGCUCUAAGGAGGGGAACCGAACGGAGUGGAAGUUCAGUACCUCCGAUUUUGAACAGAAUGGAAUCAUUCGAGGAUCCUCCAACAUACAAUCGGACCAACAAGUUCACUUACGGUUUCCAAGUGCUGAUUGAUGCAUAUGGUGUUGCAACUUACAGAGAGGUGAAUCCAGCUCCAUACACUAUCAUCACAUUCCCGUUUCUGUUUGCCAUAAUGUUUGGUGAUCUGGGACAUGGAUUGCUUAUGGCACUGUUUGCUGGUUGGAUGGUUCUUCGUGAGAAACCUCUGGCAGCAAAGAAAUCUGACAGUGAGAUCUGGAACAUAUUCUUCGGAGGCCGUUACGUAAUCCUACUUAUGGGCCUGUUUUCCAUGUAUACUGGCUUUGUGUACAAUGAUAUAUUUUCAAAGUCCCUCAACAUAUUUGGUUCUUAUUGGACUGUCAAUUACAAUAAGUCAACUGUUGUAACAAACAAGGAUCUGCAGUUGAAUCCUAGCACCGAUGACUAUUAUCAGCAUCCAUAUCCAAUUGGACUGGAUCCUGUAUGGCAGGUAGCAGAAAAUAAAAUAAUUUUUAUGAAUGCUUAUAAGAUGAAGAUUUCCAUCAUCGUUGGAGUUUUCCACAUGUUGUUUGGGGUGUGCCUCAGUCUUUGGAACUAUAUGUACUUCCGGAAGCGCAUCAGCAUUUUCUGCGAGUUUAUCCCCCAGAUGAUUUUCUUGUGUUUCUUGUUCCUCUACAUGGUGAUCCUCAUGUUUAUCAAGUGGACUUGUUAUGGACCAAAAACUGAUGAUGUAAAGACAAGUCCAUACUGUGCUCCAUCAAUCCUGAUAACUUUCAUUAAUAUGGUGCUGUUCAAUGAAAACAGUGCCCCAGAAGUAUGUGAUCAGUACAUGUACAGUGGGCAGCGGCCAUUCCAGAUGCUGCUUGUGGUGAUAGCCCUUCUGUGCAUACCAUGGAUGCUGUUUGCCAAACCAAUGCUCACCAUAAGAAAUCAGCGCAGAAUGCAUGUUCUAUUGAAUAGCAACCACCAAAAUCAUGCCGUGGGCUCCGAGAAUGGAGAUGCUGAGGCUGCAUUGGCUCAGGGUCAGAUUCCUCCUCCACUGCCACCACACAAGGAAGAGGAGGAACUUCCUAUUGGAGAAAUCCUUAUUCACCAGGGUAUCCAUACGAUAGAGUACGUGCUGGGAUCUGUAUCGCACACAGCCUCGUACCUCCGGCUCUGGGCGUUGUCACUUGCACAUGCUCAGUUGUCCGAGGUACUGUGGAACAUGGUGCUCCGUAACGGGCUGAUGUUUGAAGGCUGGGUUGGAGGAAUCGCUCUUUGGAUCACGUUUGCUAUAUGGUCUACCCUGACUGUCGCCAUCUUGGUUCUUAUGGAAGGCCUGUCUGCCUUCCUCCACACUCUGCGACUACAUUGGGUGGAGUUUCAGAGCAAGUUUUACCAAGGCAUGGGCUAUGACUUUCAGCCGUUCUCAUUUGAAGCAAUCUUAGAUUCUGCUGCCCAAGCCCCUGAAGAAUAGAUAUAAAUGUUGAAUGAAAUAGUUGUCUGUAUAGUAGACCAGUUGUGGAGAUGUGUAGUAGAUGUACUGAUACUGUCUCUGAUUAGUGUAGUUUAUUGUGAUUUCUAGUUGUAAAAAUCAAUCAUUUCAAUUUAUUGAGGAGAAAGAAAAAGGAAUUUUGUAUUUGUAGUAGACUCGAUACUUUCUGGAAUUGAUGAUGAGCAAAAUAAGAAUGAUCAGAAGAUUUGUACAGUGUAAUCCCCAUCUAAGGAUUCAGACACUAAACUGAGGAAAACCUUAAGUGGAGUGAAUUUAACUUCGGAAUUAUUGGCUUAAGAUAACUUUAUGUUGGAAUGUCUUAGGAUUAAAAAUAAGAUGUGUGUGGUCUAUCAGUACUUUGGUGGAGAAGUAAAAGAGUUUUCUGGAUAUUUUCAAUCGUCUAAUAAAUAAAAUCAUAAAAUCCGGGACGUUUCGAAGAUGGGACUCUAUCUCCGUCUUCAGGUAGGCCUACUCAGUCGGGCCCAAUCGAUAGAGCUAAUUCCUAUCUCCGGACGACGGAGAGAGAGCGAAAUGAAGGAAAACCUUAGAUCAAGAAACCUAGAAUUGGGACUUCACUGUACUGGGUGUCGUAGUGUCUGACUGGACCAUUCACUGUUUAACUUAAAACAUUGUUUUAAUAGUGAACGCAAAUGUUGUCAGAUAUUUUUGCUGUUACAUAAUCAUCUUAAAACCGGUGGGUUUAAUCUGUUGGUAGACCUGGCAGUGUUUUUGAAGCUGUAACCCAACGCAAGCAUUCUGAUCAACCCUCAUAUGUGGUGCUCUCGAGUCAUGUGACUGCAAGACGACCUUUGUUCUUCACUGCUUUUUCCCUAUCCUCUUCUUCCGUAUGUCAAGGAAGUGUCUGAAGUAAGUUUAAAGUACUUAACAUCACAGCAUUAAUUUAAUGAGUCGAGAAACGGGAAGAGGGACGUCUUGUCGUAAGAAGCCGGAUUGGACUGGAAAAGGCAGGUCGACUAGUAACCCUUCAUGACAUAGAAUGACUACAAGGUGAUAGAUCUGAUAAGGCUAUUUAGUAUUAGUUGACUUUCGUAACAUUGUUACCAUGCAUUUGUGUGUAUAUAUAAAUGAAGUUGUAAUCAAUACUCGUUAUGUGAAUACCGUCUACUACCAGAUUGUAUUUAUACUUACAGAUGGAAUAAGAUAUUUAUAAAUACAGGGCAGGCUUUGUUAUAGGCUGCCGGUUAACUCUUUAUCGCCAGUGUACGGGAUUCAAACAUUUGACUGGAGUGGGACAGUGUGAUUAAGCGAGCAGCACUCCACGUGACGGAUACAAAGAAUAAAUGUAUAAAAAUGUAAUUCCAUUGUAUUUAAACAUGUUUGUAUUAUAAAUGUCUUAUCUGGAUCAAAUUAAAAAUUAAGUAAUAGUGUAAUUUAUAGCGUUAAUCAUA
Molecule: messenger RNA, 4132 nt
Organism: Zootermopsis nevadensis
Lineage: Eukaryota; Metazoa; Arthropoda; Insecta; Blattodea; Termopsidae
Gene: Vha100-1
Product: V-type ATPase subunit a family protein Vha100-1
Biological process (GO): vacuolar acidification; proton transmembrane transport
Cellular component (GO): vacuolar proton-transporting V-type ATPase complex; vacuolar proton-transporting V-type ATPase, V0 domain; plasma membrane
Molecular function (GO): ATPase binding; proton-transporting ATPase activity, rotational mechanism
Source: RefSeq, a predicted model, not a curated record